Lutra lutra (Eurasian river otter) is the source of this 2616-nucleotide messenger RNA. RefSeq names its product zinc finger protein 420-like. The coding region runs from base 1 to 2616 and encodes 871 amino acids. The transcript has 3 exons. NCBI's taxonomy places the organism in Eukaryota, Metazoa, Chordata, Mammalia, Carnivora, Mustelidae. The record is from RefSeq and is a predicted model, not a curated record.
AUGCACAGAUACAAAGAUAGUGCUGUUGAGAUUUUGUACUUAUGCACAGACUGGGACAAUGAUGGGGAGAGUGAAGGGCCUCAAAGAAAUCCUGGACGAUACACCCAAACCAAGGCUAUUGACCUUAAUGAGAAUCUCACUGCCCCAAAUGGUGAAAGAUACAAACCGGUAUGGAAGACCUCCCUUUUUAAGUCAACUCUUUCUGCAGAGCAGUGUGUUUCUGUCAGCACAAGCUCCAAUCAGAUAGUCAACCAUAGCGAUUUGUGGACAGACCCCUUGGAACAUCUGGAAAGUAACCUAGUCCAUGCUGAAAGUAAUGAUUUGAGCCAUUUGGAAAAUAGGAUUUGUCUGACUUUAAAUCAGAGAUUUAGAAAUGAAGAACAAAGUGCUCAGUGGGAUCCAUAUGAGAGGGAAUUCACUGAGGAGUUGACUCUACAGUAUGACCAGAGGCUUUUCACUGGAGACAGAAUUGCUCAAUGCACUGAAUCUGAGAAAAUAGUGAACCAGGGCUCCUGUGUUCACAGAUGUGUCAGGGCUAGGUUUGCAGAGAACCAUUAUGAAUGUGAUAAAUGUGGGGAAGGCUUUCAUCCAAGCUUUAACUUCAGUAUACAUAAUGGUCACCAUUUGGGAGACAGUCCUCAUAAAGAUAAUGAAUGUGGCAAAGCUCAUAACGAGUCCUCCAGUGUUGGUGAUCAUCAGAGAAUUUGUGAGGGAAAAAGCCCAUUCACAUGUAAUAAACCAGGGACCAUGUUGAGUCAGUCAUCAAGCCUAAACAUCAAUGAGAUAAUCCCUCAGGGAGAGAAAACUUACAUCUUUAAGGAAUGUGGUAAAUCCUUUGACUGCCACUCAACACUAUCUCAACAUCAGCGAAUGCAUACUGGAGAAAAAAUAUACAAAUGUGAAGAAGGUGGUCAAACCUUUAAGGACUGUUCAUCAAAAAAUGGACAUUCACAGAUCUAUUCUGGAGAGAAACCCUGCAAAUGUCAAGAAUGUGGCAAGACUUUUAAUAAUCACUCAAGUCUUAAUAGACAGCACCAAAUUCAUAUUGCAGGGAAAAAUUACAACUGUAAUGAAUGUGCCAAAGCCUUUACAUCAUUCUCAAACCUUAUUCAACAUCAGAGAAUUCAUAGUGGAGAUAAACCUUACCAGUGUCAACAAUGUGGCAAGAGAGUUCAUACUGGACAGAAACCUUACCAAUGUCAGGAAUGUGGCAAGGCCUUUACCAGGAGUUCAUAUCUUUCUCAGCAUCACAAAAUUCAUACUGGACAGAAACCUUACCAAUGUCAGGAAUGUGGCAAUGCCUUUACCAGGAGGGCAAAUCUUUCUCGGCAUCAGAAAACUCAUAGUGCAGAGAAACCUUACCAAUGUCAAGAAUGUGGCAAAGCCUUCAAGUGGAGGUCACAUCUUUGUCAACAUCACAACAUUCAUAAUACAGAGAAACCUUACCAAUGUCAAGAAUGUGGCAAUGCAUUUAACUGGAGGUCAGGUCUUGCUAAGCAUAAGAGAAUUCAUUGUGGAGAAAAAUCUUACCAAUGUAAAGAACGUGGCAAUCCCUUUAAGGACAGCACAACUCUUAUUGAACAUUACAGAACUCAUAUUGGAGAGAAAGCUUACCAAUGUCAAGAAUGUGGCAAGAGCUUUAACUGGAGGUCAUCCCUUACUCGACAUCACAGAACUCAUACUGGAGAGAAACCUUACCAAUGUCAAAAAUGUGGCAAGAGCUUUAACUGGAGGUCAUCCCUUUUUCAACAUCACAGAAUUCAUACUGGAGAGAAACCUUACCAAUGUCAGGAAUGUGGCAAGGGCUUUAACCGGAGGUCAUCCCUUAUUAAACAUAACAGAAUUCAUACUGGAGAGAAACCUUACCAAUGUCAAAAAUGUGGUAAGGCCUAUGCCGUCCCUUCACAACUUACUAAACAUCACAGAAUUCAUAAUGGAGAGAAACCUUACCAAUGUCAAGAAUGUGGCAAGGCCUUUAUCCACAACUCAUACCUUAUACAACAUCACAGAGUUCAUACUGGACAGAAACCUUACCAAUGUCAGGAAUGUGGCAAGGCCUUUACCAGGAGGUCAGGUCUUACUAAGCAUAAGAGAAUUCAUUGUGGAGAAAAAUCUUACCAAUGUGAAGAAUGUGGCAAGCCCUUUAAGAACAGCCCAACUCUUAUUGAACAUUGUAGAACUCAUAGUGGAGAGAAAGCUUACCAAUGUCAAGAAUGUGGCAAGAGCUUUAACUGGAGGUCAUCCCUUAUUCAACAUCACAGAACUCAUACUGGAGAGAAACCUUACCAAUGUCAAGAAUGUGGUAAGGCCUAUUCCAUCCCUUCACAACUUACUAAACAUCACAGAAUUCAUACUGGACAGAAACCUUACCAAUGUCAGGAAUGUGGCAAGGCCUUUACCAGGAGGUCAGAUCUUUCUCAGCAUCACAAAAUUCAUACUGGACAGAAACCUUACCAAUGUCAAAAAUGUGGUAAGGCCUAUGCUGUCCCUUCACAACUUACUAAACAUCACAGAAUUCAUACUGGAGAGAAACCUUACCAGUGUCAGGAAUGUGGCAAGGCCUUUAAGGUGAACUCACAACUCAGUCGACAUAGCAGAGCUCAUACUAGAGCGUAA